This is a messenger RNA of Micromonas commoda, 1119 nucleotides long. RefSeq lists its product with no specific name. The transcript is spliced from 2 exons. Gene Ontology annotation, molecular function: DNA binding. NCBI's taxonomy places the organism in Eukaryota, Viridiplantae, Chlorophyta, Mamiellophyceae, Mamiellales, Mamiellaceae. The coding region runs from base 1 to 1119 and encodes 372 amino acids. The record is from RefSeq and is a predicted model, not a curated record.
AUGGACUCGGGUGAGCCAACACCCGCGUACCAAUUGGUCAUCGGCAACGACCACCCACCCGAAGGCGGGUUGACACAUGGCACGGCGCAAAGCACGAGCGAAGGCGUCCCAACUAAAGUGAAGGGGCGGGGUUGGAAGGCGAAACCUUACUGCCAGAAUACAUGGUCCACGCGACAAGACGGCCAGCGUAGACUUGAGGCGCUCCUCAACAAGGCUGCGAACACCCCAGAUUUCAAGCCUGCAUCUCUGACAGGUGAUAGGCUGUCAGGGGAUGCGGCACAGCUUCUCGUGGACUUUAUUCAGCGGCCCGUUAUACGUCAGCAGCUGCAGCCUCUUGGCGUGGGGACCAUCCUCGGCAAGAAGCGAAAGAAGAAGCCCCUGCUGGAUGAGGACGGCAAUCCCACGCUGACAGCGAAGAAGAAGAAGCCGGUACUGAUCUCAGAGGAUACUGGGCGGCGUGUGAAGACGCGACUAUCCGCUCAGCAGACCGAGUAUAUGCAGGAAAGAUUCGCGGAGAAGCCGCGGUGGAAGCCGCAAGAGUGUGCUGAGCUGCUCAAGGUGCUCAACACGAUGGGGCCAGAGGUGACAGCUGACCAGGCGUACAGAUGGUUCGACAACAGGCGAAACAAGAAGCCCACGAAGGUGUCAUCGGCCAUGAACGAUAGCGGGGCGACGACCUCACACAUAAUGAAAACCAGCAGGAUCAGCAAAGAUGAAAGGGAGAUGCUGGAGACAGCGUACUCUCAAGACUGUGCGCCGGACAUGCACAAGCGCGCAGCCAUCGCCGCCGCGAUUGGGAUCUCAACGCGCCAGGUGACAAACUGGUUCGCGCGACGACAGGCUUCACAACGUCCCGCGAUGCCGCGCUCCCUGCUGGCCAACGUUGACCACGGAGGAGGGGAUGACAUCGGCUUGCUGAGCAGGGGACUGGUCGAGGGGCUGCUGCCUGGCGCCUCGACGGCGGGAGUCCAGGGCGGGUCUCAGAUGACCUUACCGGAAACCCUCGCUGCUCAGAGCGACUUAGGACUAGGAAUUCAUCACCCGGAACUGUACGGCAAUCUACCCACUUCCCACUCGCCCGUUCCCCAGGGUGUGGUCACACGGGUGUGGGGAUGGUAA